GGGGCGGGGUCUCUGCCGACGGCUCAGGCCCCGCCCCCGCCCCCGCGCGCGCGCCGCUUCCUGCCCGGCGCUUUCCGAAGCCGCCCCACGUGCCGCCGCCGGCUCGGGCCCGCCGCGGAGCAUGGCGACGGGGCAGCCGCUGGCUUUAUUCAGUGUCUCAGACAAGACUGGCCUGGUAGAAUUUGCAAAAUGCCUCAACUCUCUUGGGUUGGGUUUGGUUGCCUCUGGAGGAACGGCAAACUGUCUUAGGGGUGCUGGCCUGAACGUCAGAGAUGUGUCUGAUCUGACCGGCUUUCCUGAAAUGUUAGGGGGACGUGUGAAAACCCUGCACCCCGCAGUCCAUGCUGGAAUCUUGGCUCGGAAUAGUCCAGAAGAUGGAGCUGAUAUGGACAAACAGGGGUUCAGUCUUGUAAGCGUUGUGGUUUGUAACCUGUACCCCUUUGUGAAGACAGUGUCUUCCCCAAAUGUCACUGUACAGGAGGCGGUUGAAAACAUAGACAUCGGCGGAGUAGCCCUGCUACGUGCUGCUGCAAAGAACCAUGCUCGUGUGACGGUCGUGUGUGACCCUACAGAUUAUGCCUCUGUGGCUGAAGAGAUGAAGGCAUCUAGUAGUAAAGACACCUCCUUGGAAACCAGACGUCAGCUGGCACUGAAGGCUUUCACUCACACUGCUCAGUAUGAUGGAGCUAUCUCCGAUUACUUCAGGAAAGAGUACAGCAAGGGGGUAUCCCAGCUUCCUCUACGUUAUGGCAUGAACCCCCACCAGACCCCCGCACAGCUCUACACGCUGGGGCCUAAGCUUCCUCUGACUGUUCUCAAUGGAUCCCCUGGGUUCAUCAACCUGUGCGACGCUCUGAAUGCCUGGCAGUUGGUGAAAGAACUCAAGCAGGCUUUAGGUAUUCCCGCAGCAGCCUCGUUCAAACACGUCAGUCCUGCAGGUGCUGCUGUUGGACUGCCACUGACGGUGGAAGAAGCUCAGGCCUGCAUGGUGCAUGAUUUACACGCAACCUUGACACCUUUGGCAACUGCGUAUGCACGAGCAAGAGGUGCUGAUCGGAUGUCUUCAUUUGGUGACUUCAUCGCUCUCUCUGAUAUCUGUGAUGUCCCGACUGCUAAAAUCAUUUCCAGAGAGGUGUCUGAUGGAAUAGUGGCCCCAGGCUAUGAGGAGGAAGCUCUCAAAAUCCUCUCCAGAAAGAAAAACGGGAGUUACUGUAUCCUCCAGAUGGAGCUUGAUUACGAGCCAGAUGAAAACGAGAUUCGAACCCUCUUUGGGUUGCAUCUCACACAGAAGAGGAACAACGGCGUUAUUGACCAGUCACUGUUCAAGAACAUUGUUAGCAAAAACAAAAAUCUGCCCGAGUCUGCUAUCCAAAAUUUGACCGUUGCCACCGUCGCUGUCAAGUACACUCAGUCCAAUUCAGUUUGCUAUGCUAAGAAUGGGCAGGUUAUCGGCAUAGGGGCAGGCCAGCAGUCCCGAAUCCACUGCACGCGUCUUGCUGGCGACAAAGCAAACCACUGGUGGCUGAGACACCACCCCCAAGUGCUCGCCAUGAAGUUCAAAGCUGGAGUGAAGAGGGCGGAGAUCUCCAACGCCAUUGAUCAGUAUGUCACCGGGACCACCGGCGAGGGUGACGAUCUGGUUAAAUGGAAGGCGCUGUUUGAGGAGGUCCCAGCACAGCUCUCUGAGGCGGAGAAGAAGGAAUGGAUUGGCCAGCUGGGUGCAGUCUCCCUCAGCUCAGAUGCAUUCUUCCCUUUUAGGGAUAAUGUGGACCGAGCUAAACAGAGUGGAGUACAGUUUAUUGCUGCCCCUUCUGGCUCAGCUGCCGACCAAGUUGUGAUCGAAGCCUGCAAUGAGCUGGGAAUAACUCUCAUUCACACCAAUCUUCGGCUGUUCCAUCACUGAUUCCACCAUGGGCUGUCGCAGCCGGUUGCUGUCACUCAGCAUAAGCCAUGACUGUAACUUCACCGGUUACGUCUGGAAACCCAGUCUGCACACGCCGUAGAGUGUCCUUGUGUAGUCAGCAAGCAAAGCCCCAGUUGGUGGCUGCAAAUUAAAGCAAAAAGAAGCUGAUACUUGCAAAGGAAUUUUUCUUUUGAAAAUAAAUACACUGUUCCUGGCUGAA
Molecule: messenger RNA, 2123 nt
Organism: Dermochelys coriacea (leatherback sea turtle)
Lineage: Eukaryota; Metazoa; Chordata; Testudines; Dermochelyidae
Gene: ATIC
Product: 5-aminoimidazole-4-carboxamide ribonucleotide formyltransferase/IMP cyclohydrolase
Exons: 16
Coding region: 122-1903 (593 amino acids)
Biological process (GO): 'de novo' IMP biosynthetic process
Cellular component (GO): cytosol
Molecular function (GO): IMP cyclohydrolase activity; phosphoribosylaminoimidazolecarboxamide formyltransferase activity
Source: RefSeq, a predicted model, not a curated record